Molecule: messenger RNA, 3279 nt
Organism: Heteronotia binoei (common prickly gecko)
Lineage: Eukaryota; Metazoa; Chordata; Lepidosauria; Squamata; Gekkonidae
Gene: POLD3
Product: DNA polymerase delta 3, accessory subunit
Exons: 12
Coding region: 187-1560 (457 amino acids)
Biological process (GO): DNA replication; nucleotide-excision repair, DNA gap filling; DNA synthesis involved in UV-damage excision repair
Cellular component (GO): delta DNA polymerase complex; nucleus
Molecular function (GO): DNA-directed DNA polymerase activity
Source: RefSeq, a predicted model, not a curated record
GUCCCAGAGCGCUUGCCGUAGAGCAGGAGUGCCGAAGUGGGAGGCGAGGCGCACCGUUGCCGUGGAGACGGAGUGGCUCCGCGCGGCUGCCGUAGAGCGCGCGCAAGGCACUGCGGUUGCCAUGGCGGCGGCGGGUUUUUCGGGGCGCUGAGGCGAGAGGAGGAGGAAGGCCUCGCUUCGCCCGCCAUGGAGGACGAGCUUUACCUGGAAAACAUCGACGAGUUCGUCACGGACCAGAACCGAGUCGUGACCUACAAAUGGCUGAGCUAUACACUAGGUGUUCACGUCAACCAAGCUAAGCAGAUGCUGUAUGAUUAUGUGGAAAGGAAGCGAAAGGAGAAUUCAGGAGCCCAGCUGCAUGUCGUCUACUUGGUGGCAGGAAACAUUGUUCAGAAUGGGCACACGUGCCACAAGGUUGCAGUAGUGAGAGAAGAUCAGCUAGAAGCACUGAAGGCCAAGCUGUCCAGCGUCGCCAGCGUGCACGUCUACAGUAUUCAGAAAGCCAUGCUGAAGGACAGCAGCCCCCUGUACAACACCGACUAUGACAUUGUCAAGGCGAACCUGCAGAACUGCAGCAAGUUCAGUGCCAUCCACUGCGCUGCUGCAGUUGCCCGGACAGCGGCCGAAAUGGCUCAGGCCGAGGCUCCUGCGCAGGUGGAUUCCCAGGUGGCACGUGGCACAAGCACUGGCGUGGCUGCUGUGGCCAAUGGCCACGCCCCAAGCACCGCCUCGAAACAGACCGCCCAGCGGGCCAAGGGCAUUAUGGGCAUGUUUGCCGCGAAACCUGUUGUCAAAACCCAGGACGCACACAAAGAAUCCAAAACUGAGACUAAGGAAACACAAAGUGCCUCGGCUGCGAGCAGCAAGCCGGUCGCAAAAGGAAACGUGCUGAACAACUUCUUUGGGAAAGCUGCCAUGAAUAAGGACUGCACAGGCAACACUGAGCCGGAAGAGCAGAAGGAAGACAAAGCGGCAGCCAAGCCCCCCGUUUCACCAGCAGAAACAAAAUCCCCUUCCGAGACAGCGGAGCCCAGGAAACCGGGAAAGAAAGCUGAGACUGCCAAAGCAAAGCAAGACAAGAAAAGAGCAAAGAGGGCAGAGGUUUCGGAUGAUGAGAAGGAGACCGAAGGCCUGAAGAGAAAGAGGCGUCGGAUCAAGCGUCCUCAGUCCGAGAGCAGCGAUGACGAGGAUGUUCCAGCAACAUCCGUAACCCCUGAAGCAAAAGAGCUUUCGCCUGAGCCAGUCCUGGAGGUGGAGCUGGCCCACGAGCCCACGGAGGCUCCAGCCGGAGGGAAGAAACGGAAACGCAAGCGAGUGCUGAAGUCCAAAACUUUCGUCGAUGAGGAAGGCUGUAUAGUGACCGAGAAGGUCUACGAGAGCGAGUCCUGCACGGACAGCGGAGAGGAGUUCCGGUCCAGGCCUGCCGCGGCCCACAAGCCCCUCCCUGCCAGGACUGCUAAGAAAGAGCCCAAAGAAGACAAGAAAGGCACAAAGAAGGGGGCGGCCACGCUCAAAGCCAACAAGCAAGCCUCCAUCAUGGGCUUUUUCCAGAAGAAGUGAACUGCAGCCGCCUGAAGGGGGCGCUGCAGAGUCGGUGACGGACUUCUGGACCUCUACUCCCCUGUGGACAGCAAACCCCAUGGAAAACAGCUGCUGGAGGCGACUGGAGGAGCUCGGUUUUGAGUUUGCAGCUUUACUACACGAUGGCCUUUUCGACUUCCUUUUUUAAAGGCCAGCCUUUGAGCCCCCCCCCCCCCCGGUCUAGGCUGGCCCCCCAAAAACAGAUUGUCUCCUCCCAUAGACUCGUCGCUACCAUCUCUUCCCCCCACCCCUUUUCUUUUUCCUUCUCGGAAUUGCUCGCCCCCUGCCCUUUGGAGGACCCGAUGGCUGUUUCCACGGGUGAAGCCGCCACCUACCUCACGACCCCUUUAGGAGGAGAGCUUUUCAGGUCUCCCCGAGAGCUGAAAACCCCAGAUGGAGGUUGGAUGUCGUAAUUCUGCAGUAAAACAUGCCUCCCUUAAAACAAAACCUUGUGCGUGUGCGCAAGGACGGGGCGGGAGGAGCCGCCGGUCAGUUCUGCCUUAAUUUCUGCCAGAUUAACCCGCGAUGGGUGUCCGCGUUAGUUCCCCACUUCAGCAUCCGUCACGUCACUGCCCAGUCCAGCUGAAGGAAACAGUGAGCCUCUUCGGUUUUCUCGCUCCUGGUGCUGUGAACCGCGCCGGGAAAGCACCAGCUUUUCAGCAACGUUAAAAGGAACGGGAACUCCCCAAACCACCCGUUGCAUCAGUUGUCUGUAGGAGAGAGGAGUGGAUCGGAUACCGGAAGAACCGUCUUCUAGGGAAUGUCGGCACUGCGACAAGCCAGCUUGGUCCUCCGCCCCAUGUCAAGUUUGAUGGGCUCGAAAGGAUUCUUGCUCUCCUGUCUGCAGCAUCAGGACCUAACGCCAGGAAUUAAGGAGGUGGACUUGGCUGGAUCUCCUUUGGCGUCCCUGCUGCAUCUUUCCGUCCUCCAAGGUGGAAAUGGGAAUGUCGGGGCUGUUCAACAGUGUUCAAGAGCCUGGCGUUUACCCGGCGGAGAUAACCUUGAAUUGCUGAUGUCUUUUCAGUCUACAGACGGCUACAAGGUCGAAGGAGAAGGGGAGAGCAGGGUGUUGGUAUUCAGAUCCCAGAAGUGGAGAAAGAUGUAUUUCGGGGGUGUCCAACGGUAGCUCUCCAGAUGUUUUUUUGCCUACAACUCCCAUCAGCCCCGGCCAUUGGCCAUACUGGCUGGGGCUGAUGGAGUUGUAGGGGGAAACCAUCUGGAGAGCUACUGUUGGCCACCCCUAUUUUAUUCUAAAGGUUUGGGACUGCCGGCAUCAAAUCAUCUGGAAUCCAUCUACAAGCGUUCCAGCUGCUGCCCAAAACUGAAAUCUCUUUGGCCCUUUAACUCCCAGUCCCCCACACACACACACACACACCCAACUGUAUGUCUUGUAAAAAGCAGCCCUACAGAAAAGAUGAUUUGGCAUAUAGAGUUCAGUGUAACAGCUGAGAAAGGAUUUGUGUCCUUGGGGUGGCGUUUUGCGUUUUUAAAAAUCUCUCCGUUUCAUUGUUAUGAACGAGGGAUGUGGGCCUCCGGGGUAAGAAGGUGGGGAGCCUUGGUUUGGCUUUUUCUAAGUAUUCUGCCUCUUCCUAAAAUUUAAAAUUAACACUGCCAUGGGUUUUCCCCCCCUUUUAUGUGCUCGGAAGUGUACGUUGGGGGAGGAAAGAAAUGUGAAAUAAAAAGACAAUCUUUUUUGAA